UGUGCUUUUGUAUUCCUGUAGAAAUAUCUUGCGGUCCACCAACUUUUGUAGAAAAUGCCAUCACUCGAGGCGUGCGUUAUCAGUAUGGGGACAUGAUCACCUACUCCUGCUACAGUGGAUACAUGUUGGAAGGUCCCCUAAGGAGUGUUUGCCUAGAGAAUGGAACCUGGACAUCACCUCCUGUUUGCAGAGCUGUCUGUCGAUUCCCAUGUCAGAAUGGAGGUAUCUGCCAACGUCCAAAUGCCUGUUCCUGUCCAGAUGGCUGGAUGGGGCGCCUCUGUGAAGAACCAAUAUGCAUCCUCCCCUGUCUGAACGGUGGUCGCUGUGUGGCCCCUUAUCAGUGUGAUUGCCCACCUGGCUGGACGGGGUCCCGCUGUCAUACAGCUGUUUGCCAGUCUCCCUGCUUAAAUGGUGGAAAAUGCAUAAGACCGAACCGAUGUCAUUGUCUCUCAGCUUGGACAGGACAUGACUGCUCCAGGAAAAGGAGGACUGGGUUUUAACCACUGCACAACCAACCAGCUCUCCUAAAAGCAGGAUCAUCUCUUCCUGGGAGUCCUGGGCAUCCUGGAACUUACGCAAAGAAAUUCCAACACGGUGCUGGGUCUUGUUUUGUUUAGUAAACUUGUUAUUUUGGGUUUACCUUUUUAUUUUGUGUUAUAUUUUGUUAUUCGUUGUGACAUACUUUGUUACAUGUUUCCAUUUUUAAAUAUGCUUGUAUUUUCUAUAUAAAAAUAUAUUAAAUACAUGCUGCUCCGCUCACAAACUGUACAUACUCUGCUGUCUGUUGGGAAAGUUCCUGCUACACAUUUUUAUUCCGUUACUUCAAGUGAUUUUCCAAUUAAAAUAUAUUUUGCUAUGAAAUAAUAUUUUGCUGGAUAGUGCCAUUUUGUGAGCUGUCCAGGAAAUAAUGAAGAGGGUCAUGAUCUUUCAUCUGUGCUAUUGGCACAGUACAGGAUCACAAGCAGUGUACCAAGAAAUCCCAAUGAAGGAGACCCCUUCCUUCUAGCUCUUUCUUCUUUACAGUAUGUGUAACAGUAAAGGUUUCCUUUUAUUUAAUCAGCAGGUAAGCACUGGACAUACUACCCUCCAUACAGAAUGCUGUCCCGGCUCAGAGGGCAGCCUGGCUAAUUCCUUUCCCAGAACUUGUAAAGCUGUAGGCAAUCAACUUAGUGGACAGAGGAAGAAAGUAUAAUGGUCAUGGUUCACAAAACAAAGCGCUCCCCUUUCUUCUCGCAGCUGGAAUAAGAAAUGCAAGAACCGGAAGAUUAACAGAGAGCCCACUUCUGGGUCAGAAUUCCACAACUCACUGCUUUGGGAGAAAGGAGACAGGAAUAGCAGGACAGAGAAAGGAAAGGAAAAGUGCAAAUGGGAGAAGGUCCCCAAAACUGUGCUCCUGGUCUCACUUGCAAAAAAAGAAUUGAUGCUGCCCAAGGCAGAGCGGACCUGCUCCUCAGUCCCCGCUAACUCCAUCACCAUACUUCUGCCGGGAUAAAGACUUCCCGAAACUUCUGGGGGAAAAAGACGCCAAACGCUAGGUUUUGUUUAAAAUAGGAACAUCACGAUCACCUCACUUUCAUCCUCUGGGAGAAAUGUUCCCAAAUAGGCCAUGGAGUGCAUUGUAACGCUAUGAAGCAAUGCAGGAAUGAUGAAAAAGAUCUUCAUUGUCCUAGUGGUUCUCUUUACUGCCCUGCACGUACCGGCUGUUGACUUCUCCUUAUUUCUCCUGACAUUCGCUCUCGACCAAUUUUACGUGCUUACAAGCAUACCUCUUAUUUAGCUUAUCACUGUCCCGUCAGCUUCCAAACUAUGUUGAUCUUCAUCAUAAUCAUAAAACUACAAAAUGAAAGCCAAGUAACAAAAAGGAAGAGAGUACCAGAAAAUACAAGCUAGGGAAAGCUACUGCAAUUGAAAACAAAACUCACUUCUGAAAGUGUGCCUACGGAGUAGAACUCGUAUUGGGUUACUUUGAAUAGGUUAAAAAAUCCAUAUUUCACAAUAAGUCAAAUUAUCUGUGUUAUGCAGACAGUAAUAUGAAAUAAACCAUCAUACAUAUGAGGUUUGCAAAUCAUAUUUCCUAACUAGAAAUGUGAGUCACAGAGUAACAACACUAAAAGUAGUUGAAGAAUGUUCUUUUUUAAAUUUUCUAUACUGCAUAUAUUCACAAUGAAUUCUUAAAUUUCUAAAAAGGAAGUGAGAGUGUUUGUCCAGGAUGCCAAAACCUAUCUGUUCCAGACCAACUAUAACCAGUCCUGUAGUGAGGUAUUAAAUGCUUCCCUUUAAAAUCAGCAACAAAGCAAAAAAGCUGUCCCCACUUAUCUUGGACAUUAUUCUGUGAGUUCUAGCCAAAACAGUAAUACAUAAAUUUAUCAAACAAAUAAAAGGUAUAAAGAUGAGAAAAUUGAUAGUCACAAGUUUUAUUUUGGCAGAAGGUGAUACACCUUGUAAAAUGAAAACCCAAAGGCCUGAAAAUCCAUUAAAAACAGAGUCCAGUAAGCUGAAUUGUUACAGAUAAAUAUACAAAAAGAGCUUUCCUGAAUAUUUAUAAAGUAGAAAAUAUA
Molecule: messenger RNA, 2558 nt
Organism: Panthera uncia (snow leopard)
Lineage: Eukaryota; Metazoa; Chordata; Mammalia; Carnivora; Felidae
Product: sushi, von Willebrand factor type A, EGF and pentraxin domain-containing protein 1-like
Exons: 5
Coding region: 93-500 (135 amino acids)
Biological process (GO): anatomical structure development
Cellular component (GO): extracellular region; cell surface
Molecular function (GO): signaling receptor binding
Source: RefSeq, a predicted model, not a curated record